This is a messenger RNA of Vanderwaltozyma polyspora DSM 70294, 3549 nucleotides long. It is a transcript of the gene NEW1, whose product is annotated as New1p. The record is from RefSeq and is a predicted model, not a curated record. Gene Ontology annotation, molecular function: ATP hydrolysis activity; ATP binding. The coding region runs from base 1 to 3549 and encodes 1182 amino acids. The transcript has a single exon. Lineage: Eukaryota; Fungi; Ascomycota; Saccharomycetes; Saccharomycetales; Saccharomycetaceae.
AUGCCUCCAAAACAGAAACAGAGUUUAGAUGAGUUUUUGGGUCAACAAGUUGCAGACCCAAAUUUAGUUGCAUCGCCAUUUGGUGGCUAUUUUAAGAAAAAUAGCAGUUACCAACAACAGCGUAGUUACAACGGCAACCAACAACAGUCCCAACAGCAACAACGUAGUUGGAAUCAAGGUAGCUCUUACAAUAAUGGGAAUUUUCAAAAUUACCAAGGUAAUUACCAAAACUAUCAAGGAAAUUAUCAAAACUAUAAUGCAGGCAAUCAGAGAUACCAGCAAUCUGCUGUCACUCCAGAUAAUAGUGGUACACCAACUCCAUCUGCUUCUACUACCUCUUUAACUUCUCUAGUAGAUAUGAUGUCAAAAUUAGAAAUGAGUCCCGUCUCUGAAGAUUUGGCAAAAUUACCUUCUUGUGAAUCAAUCUCAGAAUGUAAGAAACAAAUCGAAGCAGUCAUGGAAAAAUUCAACGACCCUACAGUUUGCAGUAAAAGCAUCCAAGAUUGGAAAAUCCCUGAAGUUUUAUCUAGAUUCGCUAAACCAAAAAAUACUGCUCUAGUUAGAGAAUCUGCAAUGAUUUUGAUUUCAAAAUUAGCUGAAAAAUACUCUAAUAAAGCUCCAGAAGAAGCUAAUCUAUUACCUCUAUUCGAAUACACAUUGGAUUCAUACGCUGAUAAAGAAAAUACCGUCAAACGUGCAGGUCAGCAUGCUACCGAUGCAUUGAUAAACGCCUUCCCAGUAGAAUCAUUGGCUCCAACUGUCUUACCAAAAAUUUUGGACUAUUUGGAAUCCGGUGCUAAAUGGCAAUCUAAAUUAGGUGCAUUAUCUGUCGUUGAUAGAAUAAGAGAAGAUUCUCCAAACGAUUUAUUGGAAUUGAAAUUCAAGCAAACUAUCCCUGUUUUAACCGAUGUCGCUACCGAUUUCAAACCAGAAUUGGCCAAGCAAGCUAAAACUACUAUGCUAGACUUCGUCUCCAUCUUAGAUAAUUUGGAUUUGGCUACCCGUUUCCCACUGAUUGUAGACACUUUACAAGAUCCACAAAAAGUUCCAGCAUCUGUUAAAUCAUUGUCAAGUGUGACAUUUGUUGCCGAAGUCACCGAACCUUCUUUGUCUUUAUUGGUUCCUAUUUUAAACAGAUCUUUGAAUCUAUCAUCCUCUUCUCAAGAACAAUUAAGACAAACUGUUAUUGUCAUCGAAAAUUUAACAAGAUUGGUUAAUAACCGUUUUGAAAUCGAAAGUUUUAUUCCUCUAUUAUUACCAGGUGUGCAGAAAGUUGUCGAAACUGCAUCUUUACCAGAAGUUCGUGACUUGGCUAGCAAAGCUUUGAAAGUCUUGAACAAUGAAGAUGGUGAAGUUACAGAUACCGAGGGUUUCCCAGGAAGAUUAUCUUCUGACUUCGGCAAAGAAUUUCUGUUGAAACACAUUAAGAAUGCACCAAUCGAAAAAGGCUCCACUGUCGAAGCUCUAUUAAAAGAUGAAAAUGUUACUGAUUAUCUAUCCGAAUACUUAACUUACAAUGCAAAUGUUAACGACUGGAAGAAAUUAGAAGAAUAUUUAAUCAACUUAUUUGGUGAUUCAAACAGUGAAUUUGUUCAAAGUACAUUUAUCCAUGAUUUUAGAGCUUUGUUCCAUCAAGAAAAGGUUGCAGCUGAUGAAGACGAAGGUAUUGAAAUUGUUAAUACCGACUUUUCUUUAGCGUAUGGUUCUAGAAUGUUAUUGAAUAAGACAAACUUACGUCUAUUGAAGGGUCACCGUUAUGGUUUAUGUGGUAGAAAUGGUGCCGGUAAAUCUACUUUAAUGAGAUCCAUUGCUAAUGGCCAAUUAGAAGGCUUCCCAGAUAAAGAUACUUUAAGAACUUGUUUUGUCGAACACAAACUUCAAGGUGAAGAAGGUGAUCUAGACUUGGUUUCAUUUAUCGCUUUAGAUGAACAAUUACAAAGCACUUCCCGUGAUGAAAUUGCUGAGGCUUUAGAAUCCGUUGGAUUCGAUGAAGAAAGAAGGGCUCAAACUGUCGGUUCAUUAUCUGGUGGUUGGAAAAUGAAGUUAGAACUUGCUAGAGCUAUGUUGCAAAAGGCUGAUAUCUUAUUGCUGGAUGAACCUACUAACCAUUUGGAUGUCAGAAAUGUCAAGUGGUUGGAAGAAUAUUUAUUGGAACACACCAACAUCACUUCCUUGAUUGUUUCACAUGACUCUGGAUUUUUGGAUGCUGUUUGUACCGAUAUUAUUCACUAUGAAAACAAAAAGUUAAUAUACUACAAGGGUAAUUUGGCAGAUUUUGUCGAACAAAAACCGGAAGCAAAAGCUUACUAUACAUUAACUGAUUCUAAUGCUCAAAUGCAUUUCCCACCGCCAGGUAUUUUAACUGGUGUUAAGUCUAACACUAGAGCGGUUGCUAAGAUGAGCAAUGUUACCUUCACUUACCCAGGUGCCGAAAAACCACAAUUGAGAAAUGCCUCUUGUGCUUUAUCUUUAUCUUCACGUGUGGCUAUUCUUGGUCCAAAUGGUGCUGGUAAAUCGACUUUAAUCAAAUUAUUGACAGGUGAAUUAGUUCCAAAAGAAGGUAAAGUUGAAAAGCAUCCUAAUUUACGUAUUGGUUACAUCGCUCAACAUGCCUUGCAACAUGUUAAUGAACAUAAAGAAAAGACUGCAAACCAAUACUUACAAUGGCGUUAUCAAUUUGGUGAUGACCGUGAAGUUUUGUUGAAGGAAUCCAGAAAGAUUUCUGAGGGAGAAAAGGAAAUGAUGUUAAAGGAAAUUGAUAUCAAUGAUGGUAGAGGUAAGAGAGCAAUUGAAGCAAUUGUCGGUAGACAAAAGUUGAAAAAAUCUUUCCAAUACGAAGUUAAAUGGAAAUACUGGAAGCCAAAAUAUAACUCUUGGGUUCCAAAGGACGUUUUGGUAGAACACGGUUUUGAGAAAUUGGUUCAAAAGUUUGAUGAUCACGAAGCUUCUAGAGAAGGUUUAGGUUACCGUGAAUUGGUACCAUCUGUUAUUACUAAGCAUUUUGAAGAUGUUGGGUUGGAUGCUGAAAUUGCAAACCACACACCAUUAGGUUCUUUAUCAGGUGGUCAAUUGGUUAAGGUUGUCAUUGCCGGUGCAAUGUGGAAUAAUCCUCAUUUAUUAGUUUUAGACGAACCUACCAAUUAUUUGGAUAGAGACUCUUUAGGUGCAUUGGCUAUGGCCAUUCGUGAAUGGACUGGUGGUGUUGUCAUGAUUUCGCAUAACAAUGAAUUUGUUGGUGCCCUAUGUCCUGAGCAAUGGAUUGUUGAAAAUGGUGAAAUGACUCAGAAGGGUAUUAAAGAAAUCGAUCAAUCAAGAUUCGAAGAUGGUGGUAAUCCAGAUGCUGUCGGUAUUGCUAGCAAAGUUGCUUCAUCUGUUGAUGAUGAUGAUUCUCCAGCAAAUAUCAAGGUUAAACAAAGAAAGAAGAGAUUGACCAGAAAUGAAAAGAAGGCCCAAGUUGAACGUCGUCGUCUGCGUUAUAUCGAAUGGUUGUCAUCACCAAAGGGUACUCCUAAGCCAGUUGAUACCGAUGAUGAAGAUGAAGAGGAUUAG